This is a messenger RNA of Ipomoea nil (Japanese morning glory), 3154 nucleotides long. RefSeq names its product receptor-like kinase TMK4. Gene Ontology annotation, molecular function: protein kinase activity; protein binding; ATP binding. Lineage: Eukaryota; Viridiplantae; Streptophyta; Magnoliopsida; Solanales; Convolvulaceae. Bases 199 to 2937 code for a protein of 912 amino acids. The record is from RefSeq and is a predicted model, not a curated record. Gene Ontology annotation, biological process: protein phosphorylation. The transcript is spliced from 2 exons.
CCUCCCCCCCUCUCUCUCUCUCAGUCUCAUUCUCUCUCUCUCUACCCCAAAGAUGGUGGCGAUUAUGCGAUGAGAGAGAAACACGGGAACGCCGCCGCUGCUCCCACCACCACCACCUCCGCCGUCGCUGCCGCUGCCACCAGCGUUAACGGAGAAAUACCACAACCAAUAUUGCAUGCACCUCUUCGAUAAUAAUGAAUGGAGAGAAACAGAUUAUUCUUUCUGAAACUGUGCUGUCUGAUCGUAACCACCACCGCCAUCCUCCUCCACCAUCAUGUACUGGUUGCCGUCGCGGAUGAUGCCACCGUCAUGGCGAAUCUCGCUAAAUCUCUCACCCCGACCCCGGCCGGGUGGACCGGAGGAGACGCCUGUAGUUGGCCCGGCGUGAACUGCAACGGCAUGGGGAAUGUCAGAUCGAUCAAUCUGUCUUCCAUGGCUGUCGCCGGCAGAUUGCCGCCGGAUCUUAACCGCCUCUCCAGCCUCAAAUUUCUGAUCCUCCAAAAGAACAGACUCUCCGGCCAGAUUCCUUCGUUUUCGAGUCACACUUCCCUGGAGCAUCUAAUGCUCGACGAUAACAAGUUCACCUCCGUUUCCCCCAAUUUCCUCGCCGGCCUGGCGAGCAUAAGGACGAUCAGCCUUAACGAGAUUCCGACUCUUUCGCCCUGGAAAUUCCCGGCCGAGAUCACGGAAUCUCCGUUCCUCGUUAGCUUUUCCUGCAGCAGAUGUAGUCUCUACGGCGAAAUUCCAGACAUUUUCGGAUCAAUUUCCGGUUUACAGAUUCUAAGGCUUUCAUAUAAUAACCUCACCGGAACCCUACCCCCCUCUCUGGAAAAAUCCGGAAUCCAGGAGCUAGCGCUCAACAAUCAGCUCCAAGGUCUUACCGGCGGGAUCGAAGUGAUCGGGAAAAUGGAACACUUGUCGCACGUCCGCCUCCAUGUUAACCGAUUUACCGGCCCGAUUCCAGAUCUCUCUAGGUGUCAUUUCCUGUCUGAGGUUACUCUCCGGGAUAAUCUUCUCACCGGAGUCAUCCCUGACUCAUUCACUUCACUCCAUAAGCUCAGCCUUGUCUCCUUGCAGAACAACAAGUUUCAGGGCCCCCCGCCUACUUUUCUCCAGGGCGUUCAGGUCACCCUUGGAACUACGAACAAUUUCUGUGUUCCAUCGACGGUCGCCGGAAAUUGUUCCCUGCUGGUGAAUAUUUUGCUGGAGGUGGCUAAGGAUUUGGGAUAUCCGAUGGUUCUGGCGGAUUCCUGGACGGGGAAUGAUCCGUGUAAAAACGAUUGGACUUUCAUUGCCUGUGAUGCAAACGGCGACGUUACGGUCAUCAACCUUUCCAACCAUAACUGGGCCGGGUCAAUAUCGCCGGCCAUCGGUAACCUCACCGGACUCAAGGAAUUGAUCUUACAUGAUAAUAAACUCACCGGGGAAAUUCCCGAUAGCCUAGCUGACCUGCCCGCCCUGCACCUUGUUGAUGUCGCCAACAACAAUAUUUCCGGGGAGAUCCCGUCGUUUUCCGACGAUGUUAUUGUGAAAGUCGACGGGAAUCCCUGGAUCGGAACAGAAUUGCCGCCACCGGGGGCUCCCCCCGAUUCGGGAAUGAAGAGAAAUACCGAACUCACCCCCACGGUGAUUGCCGCGAUCACCCUCGUCGCCGUCAUCAAUUUCAUCGCGCUUUUCUGGAUAAUUUACAGGCGGUGCAAAAAGAUGAGAAGCCGGAAAUAUAAGUGGUUGAAGGGGAAAGGGAGCGGCGGCAAGGAGAAAUCCGAGGGGCCGCCGGUAAACGUGAGCCCUUACGGCGCAAUUACCAGCGAAUCCGCGAGCGGCCAUGGCAGCAGCGAGAUUCCUCUCUACGAAAGCGGCCAUGUCCUCAUCCCAUUCGAAAUUCUCCGAGAAUCCACCAACCAUUUCAGCGACGGCAACAUCCUGGGAAGAGGCGGCUUCGGGAUCGUCUACAAAGGCACUCUCUACGACGGCACUCGAAUCGCCGUCAAGAGGAUGGAAGCCAGUCUCCUCACCUCAAAAGGAACCCUAGAAUUCAAAGCCGAAAUCGAAGUCCUCACCAAAGUUCGCCACCGCCACCUGGUGGCCCUCCACGGCUACUGCGUCAACGGCAACGAGCGGCUCUUGGUGUUCGAAUACAUGCCGCAAGGGACGCUGGGACAGCAUUUGUUCCGACGAGAUGGCUUCCCUCCGCUCACCUGGAAGCAAAGAGUCACCAUUGCCCUCGACGUCGCCCGGGGCAUCGAGUAUCUCCAUAGCUUGGCUCAACAAAGCUUCAUACACCGCGACCUCAAGCCUUCCAACAUUCUUCUUGAUGAUGGCAAGAGGGCUAAGGUUUCGGAUUUCGGCUUGGUUAAGAAUGCCCCCGAUGGUGGCACAUCCUUGGAGACCAAGUUAGCUGGAACUUUCGGCUAUCUUGCACCCGAGUAUGCUGCGACAGGGAGAGUGACUACAAAAGUGGACGUGUAUUCAUUCGGGGUGGUGUUAAUGGAGCUAAUGACGGGGAGAAAAGCGCUGGACGACAGCCUACCGGAGGAGAGCAUUCACCUGGUUCCAUGGUUCCGGCGACUCCUGGCCAACCGGGAGAAACUGCGGAGCAUCCUGGACCCGUGCCUGAACCCGGACGACGAAACCUUCGAGAGCAUCUGCCGAGUGGCGGACCUGGCCGGAUACUGCACGGCCCGCGAGCCCCAGCAGCGGCCGGACAUGAACCACGCCGUCAACUUCCUCUCCCCGCUGGUGGAGCAGUGGAUCCCGGUGAACACCGGCGAGGAAGACGACGGGUACGAGAACGACGACGACGACUUCCAGAUGAGCUUGCCCCAAGCCCUGCAGCGAUGGAAAGCCAACGAAGACAGCACGAUGGUUAGCGAGGAUUAUAGCUACAUGUACGGCGACGACAGCUGUACGAUGGAGAGAUUGCCGCCGAGGGUUUAAUUUCCACCUCACUUAGAAAGAAUUAAAAAAGAUUCCGGUGAGAUGAUGAUCGGAAACACUACUGUGUAAAUUUUUCUAAUGUAAAAGAAGAAGAUAAGCUAAGCCCAUCUAUCUCAACGUAUAGACUGUACGUUGAAAUUAUUAUUAUCGGAAAAUGCAUAUUAUGAUGAUGAUCAUAUCGAUCGAUCAAAUUCUGGGUCAAUUUGUAUGUAAAAAU